AGAGUUGGGCAGCCAGGGAGGGCGGCUGUGGGGCUAUAAGCAGGCCUGGUGCCCACCCUGGAAGUGCAAGUUUGAGCAAGGAAGAGACAGCGCUGGAACCCAUGGACACAUCGUACCCCCGUGAAGAUCCCCGGACCCUGACUUCCCACAAGGCUGAUGGUGCUGCCGACACGGCCCUCACACUGGGACCUCCCUGCCCCAAGCCUCGGGACCAUUUGCUCUGGUCCAUCUUCAGCACAAUCUACCUAAACCUAUGCUGCCUUGGUUUCCUGGCAUUAGUGCACUCUGUCAAGGCCCGAGAUCAGAAGGUGGCCGGGGACCUGGAGGCUGCACGACGUUAUGGAUCCAAAGCCAAAUGCUACAACAUCCUGGCUGCCAUGUGGACACUGGUGCCCCCACUGCUGCUCCUUGGGCUAGUGGUGACUGGAGCCCUGCACCUGUCUCAGCUGGCCAAGGGCUCCGCAGCCUUCUUCACUACCAAGUUCGAUGAUGGAGACUAUGACUGACAGGCUGAGUCCUAACCCUGUCCUAACUUGAG
Molecule: messenger RNA, 538 nt
Organism: Castor canadensis (American beaver)
Lineage: Eukaryota; Metazoa; Chordata; Mammalia; Rodentia; Castoridae
Gene: Ifitm5
Product: interferon induced transmembrane protein 5
Biological process (GO): bone morphogenesis; bone mineralization
Cellular component (GO): plasma membrane
Source: RefSeq, a predicted model, not a curated record